AAUAAUAAAACACGUGUUAAUGUGGUACGUCGUGUAACGUUGCUUUAUAUUUAUUGUUAUUAUUAUUAUUAUUACUUUAAUCAACAUUAACAAUUCAUUAAUAAGAUUAACCGAUAAAACCAGUUCGACUUGACGCCUUAUGCUAAGCUAACGUUAGCGCUCGAGGAGCCUGUGGUCUGUUAUGAUGAUAAUAAACAAACUAAAGCUUUACUGACGCACUGUGAACGUCUGACGCACUGAAAUAAAAGAGAUAGCGUUCCCUCCGUGAUGCUGUCACUUAAAGAUAAAGACCGUCCGGUCAUCAGGAAGCUGCUGGUGGCUGGCUGCUGUGGAAGAUGCGUCCUCAGGUUCUGUUGUGUGGGAAAAUAUUCUUCAUAUCAGCAGUCAUGUGAGGACAUACGUAAAGAGCUGUUAGCAUUCCUCACUGAGGAUGAUGGCCAGCAAACUCAUGAUGCAUCAGGAGAGACAGAGGUGGGGGACCAGCCGUGUAAGAAACCGAAACUGGAGUCACCCGAGUCUUCGUCGGGUGAGAACGUGAGCGCAGAAGGCUUGUCGGAGCCUCCAGGGGUGUGUGUGGCGUGUGUCGGGCUGCUGCAGAACUUCUGCGAUCAAAGUUACGCCAAGCAGGUGUCCGAGGCCGUGAGUAAAGGCGACUACCAGUUUGACAGUCUGAUGCUGGCCGUGUCUCUUCCUGCUCAGCUGUCCGUUAGAGAGCACUCCUGCUGGUUGCACAUCAAGAAGGAAGUCAGGGAGAAGAGCAUGUAUAUAGAAAAGGAGGACGUGGUUCAGGUGAAGGACGCCUUCAAAUGGGCAGUACAGGGACUCGUGGGCAAAGAACUGGGAGCACCGGUGUUCACUAACAGUGCGUUUGAGGUCAGUGUGGGUUUCACACAUCCAGAAACAGAUGCAGACUGCCACUUCCUGGCUACGGAGUGUCCGGAUUGCUUUAAGCCGACUAAAAACAAGGCUUCUGUGUUCACUAGGAUGGCGGUGGUGAAGGCACUGGAGAAGAUCUUGGAUUCAAAGUUCCUCAGACAUUACCCGUGUCCACCUGUCUCACCCUCCAGUCUGUGCACUCCACUUGAGACAACGUGUCUGCAUGCGUCUGUCUUUAUAGCAGGGAGGUAUAAUAAGUUCUCCCGGGAGCUUCCUCAGACCCCCUGGGUGAUAGACGGAGAGAGACGGAUGGAGGGAUCGGUGGAGGAGUUGAUCGCCAAUCCUCUUCUCUCUGUUUUCAAAGCUGAUGGUUUUAACUUCUGCUCAUCCGGGAGAGAAGACGUGGACGUACGGACUUUAGGAAACGGACGUCCGUUUGCCAUCGAGCUUCUGAAUCCACACAGAGCGAAGUUUAACAAAGCCGAUAUAAGACAACUUCAGGAGACGAUCAACGCGGCCUCCGAAAAAAUCCGAGUCCGAGACCUGCAGAUCGUAACCAGAGAAGCUACGAGUCGGAUGAAAGAGGGAGAAGAGGAAAAGACUAAGUCCUACAGCGCCCUCAUCUGGACACAAAAGCCUAUAACACCAGCCGAUCUGGACUUUUUGGAAAGCGUCAAGGAACUGAAGAUCGAUCAGAAAACCCCACUCAGAGUCCUCCAUCGCAGGCCGCUCGCCGUCAGACAGAGGCUCAUUCACUCCAUGUGUGCGAGCUACCGAGAUACACACCACUUCACACUGCAGCUGCGCACCCAGGCCGGGACAUACAUUAAAGAGUUUGUUCACGGAGACUUUGGCCGGACGAAGCCCAACCUCGGUGCCCUCAUGGAGACAGAGGUGGACAUCCUGGAGCUGGACGUGGAGUCUGUGGACGUGGACUGGCCUCCUGCUAUACCCGAGUGAGCGACGGAACACAUCCUGAGGAUUUCUUAGGGGAAUUCCC
Molecule: messenger RNA, 1876 nt
Organism: Tachysurus fulvidraco (yellow catfish)
Lineage: Eukaryota; Metazoa; Chordata; Actinopteri; Siluriformes; Bagridae
Gene: pus10
Product: pseudouridine synthase 10
Exons: 18
Coding region: 268-1836 (522 amino acids)
Biological process (GO): tRNA pseudouridine synthesis
Molecular function (GO): RNA binding; pseudouridine synthase activity
Source: RefSeq, a predicted model, not a curated record